This is a messenger RNA of Astyanax mexicanus (Mexican tetra), 3133 nucleotides long. RefSeq names its product calcyon neuron-specific vesicular protein (gene caly). The coding region runs from base 127 to 693 and encodes 188 amino acids. The transcript has 5 exons. Gene Ontology annotation, cellular component: membrane; endosome. NCBI's taxonomy places the organism in Eukaryota, Metazoa, Chordata, Actinopteri, Characiformes, Acestrorhamphidae. Gene Ontology annotation, biological process: G protein-coupled dopamine receptor signaling pathway; endosomal transport; clathrin coat assembly. The record is from RefSeq and is a predicted model, not a curated record. Gene Ontology annotation, molecular function: clathrin light chain binding.
GUUGUCGGAAUACGGGUGUGAAAUCCGGCAUUGCCAGGGUAACCGUUGCACUGAGGGCUUUUUCUUCUCCUGAGAUUUUCCGCAGGCAGCGACCGCAACGGUUAUCUAUCUACACCGAGAGACGACAUGGUGAAGCUGGGCAGUUCUCUUGGCGAGAAGGUGGAGAGGGAGCCAUCAAUGGAGGAUGGCUUUGAUAACAUCCCUCUGAUCACACCGCUGGAGGUUAACCAGCUACAGAAGCCAUUUCCAGACAAGGUGAUUGUCAAAACAACAACUGAGUAUCAACUGCAGCAGAAGAAAAAGAAGAAGCUCUACGUGCCGAGCAUUAAGAAGCUCAACAUAAACCUUUAUGGCGAGGUGUCAGAGAAGGUCAAGCUCACAGGACUAAUUCUCAUCACCCUGGCUUUCCUGGCGUGUCUGCUUCUGCUGGUUAUGUAUAAGGCCCUUUGGUAUGACCAGCUAAGCUGCCCUGAGGGUUUUGUCUUGAAGCAUAAGCACUGUACCCCUGCUGCUCUGGAGAUGUACUACCCGGAACAGGAAUCCGGCUCGAGGGGCAGCCUGUACACCGCCAUCAGCCACCUCAACCAGGCCAAAAAGGCUCUCCCUGAGCUCUCCUCUCCAUGGCUGCCCGUCAUCAACGCCCUGAAGGAGGCCCAGAAGGCCAAAGAGGAGGCGGCCCACUCCCAGCAGUGAGGGCUGGGGGAAAGGGUAUGAUGAAGAAGAGGCAGAGGCGUGGAUCGACUGGACACUGAAGGAGGUGGUUGGGAUGGUUCAGUUUGUGUGUUUGUUUGAAUGAAUGUUUGGUGUUUGGUGGAGAUGAGAGUGUGUGUGUGUAUGUAUAUGUAUGUCUGUGUGUGUGCAAGCCUUCGUUGAUGUGUCGCAAGCAUCCAGGCAAGAUAAGAUAUAUCUGUCUUUGAAGUGCUGAGUUUGAAACCAGUUUAAAUCAGUAGCUCUGCAUUGGAAUCUACCUUACUCGUACUUGAUGAAAUAAAACCUUCUCAGCUGUUCAGCAGCAGCAGCUUUCUCAGUGUAUGAAAUCAUCACAUGUAGAUAUUCGCAACCUGUUCUUAAAGCCAGCUUUAGAGCUUCACAGCGCUGACCUUCAACUCAUUGUGGUUGUGCAGAUGCAUUCGUUUUUCUUCAGUGUUCGUGCUUCGUCAUUUCCGAAUGUCGUCCUUUAGGGGCUCUCACUCUUAGUUUAACGUGAACGUAACUUAGCUUAGUGAAAAACUGCAUGGCCUGUAAAAACGUGCUCUAAAGAACUGCAGUGCAAAACCAGAAAAGAGCACUCUCAACUUACAGCAGCAACAACAAUAAAACAUCCUCGUUUCACAACUUACAUACAAUUUAAAGCAUAUCAUGGUCUAAAAUUAUAUGUGUGAAAUGCAGUGCCACUAAAAAGUUUGUGAAUUCUUUACAGUUUUAUGCAUUUCUGUGUAAAUCUAAUCUUUGUUAAAGAGUCUUUGAAUUAGAUAAGGAGAAAUAAGGCUGGGUGAUGUGGAGAAAAAUAUUUAAUAUUAAUAUGAUAAUAUGUAAGCAGUCCUUUUCACAAUACACAGUAUUAAUCCCAGUAUUUUAAAAAUAAUUCAUUAAAGUAAUUAAAGUAAUGAUGGAAAAAACAUUUCCUUAUAUAAACCAUAAAGAAAAUAAAUACAUAUAAUAGGAUAUUUAUUUCAUUUAGUUUUAAAACUAAAUAGAUAUUUCAAAAAGGCUACCAGGUUCGAAAAGGUCUGCAAAAUAAUAUGUACAAAAACGUUUGGCUUCCACUAGUCAGUGGAGGCAGUAUUAACAUUUAGUAUUAGUAUUAACAAGAAGUGUUAACUGAAUUAAAACUUGAAAUAAUCUGUGUGAGAUUACGUCAGUUAGAGAUUCAAAAUAUUACUUUAAAAAUAUAUUUUUUUCUUUUUUUCAACUGAUAAAAUAAAGAGCUCUGUAUUUCAGGGUUCCUGCAGGUCCUUAAAAAGUCUUAACAUGUCUUAAAUUAAAAAGCAGGGAAAUUAAGGUCUUAAAUUUACUGUUAAUUUGCUGUAGGUAUUACAUUUUCGUAAUACUGUGCGUUUAAUGCCUGUGGGAAAGCACAUGCUAACUUUAGCGGUGAGUUAGCUAACAUUACCAGAAAGAGGACUAGUUAAUGUUAGCUAAUGAUAUACUAACAUUAGCAGCACAUUAUCUAGCUACAUUACUGGGUAGAGAACUAGAGAUCUGGAUUUAUAGAGAGAUGCAGAAAUGUAAUGUAAAGGGUCUACAAACAUUUUAGCUGCACUGUAUCCCCAUAACCCAUAAUCCUCUUAAACACAUUCUGCUACAACCCAUCUCAACUCAACACCAGGUGAUAUAACUGUAGCUCACCCAGGUUUGCUUUUUGUGCAUAGACAUGCUCUCUCUGUUUAGGCAUACCCACAGUACUCAUGCUGAAAUUUUAGUAUUCAGAUUGAAGUAGAACCAUCUGCUGUUCACACAGCCAUGUAAAUAGAAGAGUAAACCUUGCUGAAUGUAAUGUGAAACACAGGUGUGAAAAACAGGCUUUUGAUAUCGAUUUAAAUCUCACAGUGAAGUUCUCUGUUUAUUUGUUUGUGUUUGAACAGAUACACAGAACACAAACCACCACCAGCAACCGUAAAAGUAUUAAAUUAAAACCGUCCUGAUAGGAGUGCUCAAGAAUGUGAAAUUAAACCCCAGUAAGAAGCUUUGUAAACUCUUGAGUGUGUGUGUAUUUAUUGUUUGUGUUUUAAAGGACGCUUAAAAGAAUGUGCUAAUUUAAAAACCACUGCUCAUUACCAUGUUCCCCUUACUUUUUUGAUAGUAUUACACAGUCACAUAUUUUAACUUAAAAAAAGCUGUUUUUAUUAUUUAUUUAUUUAUUUAUUUUAUUUGUACAGCCUUAAAAUAUUUGUUGUAAUUAAUUGCUUGUUUGUAUUAUUUUUCCAAUAUUUAUGAACCUGGAAACUCAUUUUUGGAUUUAUUUUUGUAUAUUUUUGUGAAGAUUUUUACUGGAAACGGGACGUUAGUGUAAGAUUCUUUUACGAAGCAGCUACUGAUGUUGAUCAUCCCACAUUGUUAAAUCAUGUGUACGUGUGGCAAAUUACUGUUAUUCAUCAGCUUCAUCUCACUGAAAUAAAGAUUUCCGUAUUCA